Messenger RNA from Callorhinchus milii (elephant shark), 5528 nucleotides. RefSeq names its product complement C3-like. Lineage: Eukaryota; Metazoa; Chordata; Chondrichthyes; Chimaeriformes; Callorhinchidae. Gene Ontology annotation, cellular component: extracellular region. The record is from RefSeq and is a predicted model, not a curated record. Gene Ontology annotation, molecular function: endopeptidase inhibitor activity; protein binding.
UGAAAGUCUGUCACCAUGAAGGGGACAUGUCUGUAUCUGGUCCUGUGGACGUAUUUCACUGCUUUCUCCCAAUGUGGUGCACUCUACACUCUAACGACUCCAAAUCUCCUGAGGGUCGACAUCUUCGAAAAGAUUGUUGUGGAAUCUCAUGACACAAGCAGUGCCUUUCAAGUGCAAAUCCGUGUCCAAGACUUUCCUGCCAAGUCUGAAAUUCUGUUUUCUACCGAAGUCCAUCUCUCACAAGAUAAUAACCCGGCCUCUGUGGAAAUCAAGAUUCCAGCUGAUCGGGUUCCUAAAACGAGAUUUAAACAGUAUGUUAUCGUGAACGCCAGGUUCCCAAACUUCGAAUUGAACCGAGAAGUUCUUCUUUUAUACGAAACUGGUCACCUGUUCCUCCAGACUGAUAAACCAAUCUACACACCAUUGCAAAACGUGCUUUACCGAUUGCUCACUGUGGACAGGGAUCUGAAGCCAAACAACAAAAAGGCAACUGUUGAAAUUUUGACCCCACAGGGUGUCACCGUGCAGCAGGUCCAGAUAAAUAAAGAAAGCAGAAUGAAGUCGUCUGGAAUCAGCACGGGCACGUUCGCUAUCCCAGAGCUGGUGCAGUUUGGGUUCUGGAAAAUUGUAGCAAAGUAUGAUACCGAUGAGACCUACAAUUAUACAACGGAAUUCGAGGUCAAGGAAUACGUACUCCCAAGCUUCGAGGUCGUGUUAGAACCGAGGAAGCAUUUUUUCUACGUGGAUGACGUGAAGUUGGACGUGGACAUCAAGGCUAGAUACACCUAUGGCGAAUCCAUAGAAGGCCGUGCGUUCGCUCUCUUCGGGGGUGACGGACAAAGAUAAGUACUAAUCCCAUCGUCCCUUCAGUCCACCGAUGUGAGUACAACAGUCACGCCCUGGUCCAUCCUGCUGCCCCUUCGCAAGGUUAUUAUUGAGGGGAAAGCGUCGGUUUUUCUGGAGAGUAACACAAUAUCUGAGGCUUUGGGUCCCUUGGAAAAGCUUGUUGGAUUUUCGAUCUACGUCAUUGUCAGCGUGAUAACCCGCACAGGAAGUGAUAUGGUAGAAGCAGAAAACUCUGCCACCAAAAUCGUCAAAUCUCCAUACGUAAUACUGUUCACUAAAACACCAGAGUAUUACAAACCAGGGAUACCCUUUGACUUCAUGGUCUCUGUCACAAACCCUGACGGUACCCCAGCCAGAAGAAUCGAAUUGUCUGGGAGUCAUGAUACGGCCCACAGCGAAUCCAUCACCGGACUCAAUGGGAAAGCCAGAAUGGUUAUCAACACACCAGGAUCGUCAACAGUUAUCAAAAUAACCGUUACAACAAAAGAUCCAGAGCUCCCAAACGAACGUCAAGCCACGGCCUCCAUGGUUGCCAAAGCCUACAAAACGAUGUUUAACUCAAACAAUUACUUGCACAUCAACCCCAAAGUGACAGAUGGAGACAACCUGAUCGUUUAUCUGCACGUUCCGAAAGAAACUGCCGCCGUUACCGAGAAGAUCAAGCACAUCAGCUAUAUCCUGAUGAACAAAGGGGCGAUCGUGAAAGUUGGGAAGCAGCCAAAGGACCCGGGGCAGACCGUGGUGACGAUGACGGUUCCGAUCACCAGUGCGCUGAUCCCAUCGUUCCGACUCGUGGCUUAUUACUACAUAGCUGUGGGAGGGAAAUUUGAAUCAGUGGCUGAUUCCAUCUCGAUUGAUGUGAAGGACACAUGCAUGGGAUCGCUCAAAAUCACUGGGGCCAACGAAGGGGACAAUAAGAAGAUUUAUAGCCCACGUCAAGCAUUCAAGUUGAAAGUAACAGGCGAUUCAGGAGCCAAGUUUGGUCUUGUGGCUGUGGAUAAAGCCAUCUACGUGCUGAAUAACAAAAACAGACUGACUCAGAGCAAGAUCUGGAGCACAGUAGAGGAGAGCGACAUUGGAUGUACAGCAGGAAGUGGGCCUGAUGCCUUUGGUGUUUUUAGUGAUGCAGGUUUAGCUUUCACAGCAAGCAAUGGGUUCAAGUCGACCACACGGACAGAACUCGGGUGCAAACAGAUACAGAAGAGGAAACGUCGAUCGCUCACUCUCAUGAAGCUAAGGAGAUCCAAAGGUAUAUAUCCGUGUCCUGCGGUGACUGUAUCCGUGUCCUGCGGUGACUGUAUCCGUGUCUCUGGUUCUUUUAGAGAGCAAGUACUCAAACGUUUACUGAGAUGCUGUCGGGAUGGAAUGAAGUCGAUUCCAAUGGCCUACUCGUGUACCUUCAGAGCAAGACGCAUUAAGCAAAGCCGUGAAUGUGUUGAUGCCUUCCUGGACUGCUGCAACGCUUACCAGCAAAGGAAGAAAUUAGAAGCAAGUAGUAUGAUGACAUUAGCACGAAGCGACGAUGAUCAAGGUUAUCGUCUGUAUGAAGAUAUUUUCGCCCGAAGUAAUUUCAGAGAAAGCUGGCUUUGGUACCUGUACGACAUGCCCAAGGAGACUGACAGAGAAGGCUAUGCUUCAAAAGAAAUACCAGGUCACCUGCCAGACUCUAUUACUUCCUGGGAGGUGCAGGCGGUCAGUAUUUCACAGGAUAAAGGUAUUUGUGUGUCUGAUUCUUACGAGAUGACAGUGAUGAAAGACUUUUUCAUUGAUCUUCGUCUGCCCUAUUCGGUCAUACGGAACGAGCAAGUGGAAAUCAAAGCCAUCUUUAACAAUUACCACACCGAGAAGAUUAAAGUCCAAGUGGAGUUUCCAUACAAUGAACAUAUCUGCAGUGGGGCAACACCACAGAAGAGGUUCAAACAGACGGUUGAGAUUCACCCAAAGUCUUCCGAAGCCGUGUUCUACACCAUCAUCCCUCUGGUGCUUGGAGAUAUUGCAAUCGAAAUAAAGGCCUCUGUCUAUGAAGCUUUUGUCAGUGACGGAGUGAGGAAGACCCUUCGUGUGGUGGCCGAGGGCAAACAGGUGGAAAGAGUGCAGACUAUCCCAUUAGAUCCUCAAGGUGUACGUAAAGAAUUCCCAGUUGAUAAUAGAAUCCCAGAUAAUGUGGUUCCAAACACAGAGCCCAGACUUCAUCAGUGUACAAGAACCAACAAAACAGGGAGCGUGCUGGCUGAGACCAUUGAAAAUUCUAUUGAUGGGAGUAGGCUGAAACAUCUAAUCCGACAGCCAACUGGGUGUGGCGAGCAGAAUAUGGCCUCCAUGACCCCCGGGGUGAUUGUCACUCAUUACCUGGACCAAACCGCUCAGUGGGAUAAAGUGGGCCUGGACCGCAGAGAGACUGCGCUAACCUACAUAAGGAAAGGUUACACUCAACAGCAGGCUUUUCGCAAGCCAGGAGGAUCGUAUGCAGCCUUCAUCAACCGCCCUUCCAGCACCUGGCUGACCGCGUAUGUGGCGAAGGUGUUUGCAAUGGCCCAAAGUCUGAUCUCAAUAAAAGCUGAGGUUUUGUGCGAAGACCUGAAGUGGCUAAUAUUAAGGAAACAGAAACCUGACGGGAUCUUUAUGGAGGACGCAGCUGUGAUUCACCUCGAAAUGCAGGGAGGAGUGCACGGGGCUGAAAAUGAUGCCUCGUUGACUGCGUUUGUUCUUAUCGCAAUGAUUGAGGCCAAAGAUCUCUGCUCAAGAAGCAUAGGGAGUUAUGAAAACAGCAUCCAGAAAGCCGGUACCUAUUUGGAAGGCCGUAUUGCCAAGCUGACCCGCGCGUACUCCGUGGCCAUCACUACCUACGCCUUGUCGCUCUUGGGGAUACACAAGGACGACAUUCUGAUGAAGUUCGCCUCCGAGGAUGGAACCUACUGGGCAAAAGCCAAUCAGGAGAAUUCCAUGUACACCAUCGAAGCCACAGGAUACGCUCUGCUCGCAUUACUGCAACUGGAGAAAUUCGAGCAAACUGGUAAAAUCGUGAGGUGGAUGACUGCGAAGAGAGAUUAUGGUGGCGGCUUCAAAUCCACCCAGGCCACCUUUGUUGGUUUGCAGGCUCUUGCUGCAUACCUGAUUCAAAUGCCCGAUUCCAAAGCUGUCAAUAUGGAUGUCACCCUGACCAUCAAGGGCACAAAAUUCCAUUCCUGGCAUUUUAACACAGAAAAUGUGUAUGUAGCGAAAUCUGAAAAGAUCAACAUCAAUCAAAACUUCACUGUCGCAGUGACAGGUCAAGGCCAGGGGAUGCUAACAGUGACGACCAUUUACAACGCUUUAUUGACUGAAAAAGCCAAGGAGUGCCAGAAAUUUGACUUGCAAGUUACUGUGGAAGAGGUUUUUCCAGAAAAAAAACCACAAGGCGCCCUGAGCUCUGUAUUGAUAAACGUGUGUGCACGGAAUCUGGAAGAGAAAGAGGUGACAAUGACCAUCGCGGAUAUUUCCAUGUUAACGGGAUUUUCUCCGGAUUUGGAUGAUUUGAAAGCGAUUUCAACUGGUGUCGAUCUGUACAUAUCAAAGUUUGAACUCAACAAAGAUACAUCACGCAAAAGUUCCUUGAUUAUUUAUCGGAUAAAAAGGAACCAUCAGCCCAAAGUGUCUGCUCAUAUUUCUGCUUGGAAACCCCCGCAGGUCUCCCGUGAUGAAGACACUUGCUUUGCAUUUAAAGCACAUCAGUACUUUAAAGUUGGUUUCAUGCAACCAGCUGCAGUUGAGGUGUACGAAUACUAUGAUUCAGCAAACAGCUGCACAUCGUUCUACAACUUAAAGGCAAGCAACGCCAUGCUUGGUAAGAUUUGUCACAACGAGAUCUGCAGAUGUGCAGCAGAAAACUGUGUUUCGCUACAGAAACCAAACGACAGAUCGAUAACUGCUGAUAUGAGACAAUACCAGGCCUGCCUUCCGGAAGUUGAUUUUGUUUACAAGAUACGAUUCCUCGAUAAGGAAGAAAAAGAGGGUUACGAUUACUACAGUUUCAAAGUCCUGACAGUGAUUAAAGCCGGGAGUGACGAGGUGGUGGAGGGAAAUGACAGGUUCUUGGUGUCACACGCCAGCUGCAAAGAGACGUUUGUGGUGGAUCUGCAGGUCAAGGAUUAUUUGAUUAUGGGUUUUCAGAAAGAUCUGUGGCCGAUGAAAAAUGGAAUGACCUACGUGGUCACGAAGGGGACCUGGGUGGAAUGGUGGCCGAACAACGAGGAGUGUCAGGCUCGGACUUACAGAAGCCUCUGUGAGAACCUGAUAGACUUUUCAGACACCCUGCGGGACUUUGGAUGCACCACUUAAACACGCUCUGACUAACCACAUCCAACAACAGCCCUCGCAUUUGAUACGGCGCCUUUUCACGUCAAGCCGCCUCACUGAGCUCCACGGGGGGGGUUUGCGCUGUGACUGUGUCGGAGGAUUUUCACCGCAGCGUCCGGCUGACGGGAAAGGCUCUGUAUCAAAAGUAAUUUUAAUCAAUAAAGUGCCGGCGUGCGAUCGCCUCGGGGAAGAGUCUCGAAGCGCCUUGCGGGGAUUUUCCCGUGUGUCGUGUUAAUUUUGUGCUGGUGGUGGUGGUUGUGACUGUGAUUUGAGGGCUUUCGUGUCGUGACUUGUCGUGCGCGUGACAUCAUUUUGGGAACCGACAAUAAAAAGCAGCUGAAAUCAAA